Molecule: messenger RNA, 962 nt
Organism: Lycium barbarum (goji berry)
Lineage: Eukaryota; Viridiplantae; Streptophyta; Magnoliopsida; Solanales; Solanaceae
Product: cell division topological specificity factor homolog, chloroplastic
Exons: 2
Coding region: 72-770 (232 amino acids)
Biological process (GO): chloroplast fission; regulation of division septum assembly; cell division
Source: RefSeq, a predicted model, not a curated record
AAUUGCCCAUUUCCAAACCCUAAUAUAUCUGUAGAAAACAGCCAUAAAGAGAGAAAUAUUAGUAACAAUCAAUGGCAAUAUCAGGAGAUUUAAGGGUCUCCCCAACAUUACUUCCAUACCCUAAAAACCCACUUCGUACCUCUCUACCUCCUUCUAAGGUAGAUUUUAGUGCCUUCCUUAAUGGUGGAUCUAGUUCGACUGAGGUGUUGCCCAAAUGGUCUCGUGUAGCAUCUGAUAGCCAUAGCUUGCGAUGCCAUUCAAGAAAGCCUUUUGGGAUCCUUGGAGAUUAUAAAGUAUCAGCAAGUUCCAUCAGCCAGGAAUUUGAUAAUUUACUCCUCAAUGCUAUCAACAUGAGUUUUUUCGAGCGCCUAAACUUAGCUUGGAAGAUAAUGUUUCCACCAUCCCCUUCGGCAAGUAAUUCUGCUGCUAAUGUUGCUAAGCAACGCCUGAAGAUGAUUCUCUUCUCUGAUAGAUGUGCUGUCAGCGAUGAGGCCAAACAGAUGAUCGUAAGCAACGUCGUGAGCGCUCUCUCUACUUUUGUGGAAAUAGAAUCACAGGAUAAAGUACAGCUGAGCGUCUCAACUGAUCCAGACCUAGGGACAAUUUACUCUGUCACAGUGCCAGUCAGACGGGUGAAAUCAGAAUACCAGGAAGAGGAUCCAACUGGAACAAUAACUAAUGUCGAGUACAGAGACACUGGAGAUAGUUCAGUUGAUGUCAAGUUCGACUUCUAUAUUCCAAACGAGAAUCUCAAUGACUAUGGUUUGUGAAACCUGGUCAUGCCUUUGCCUAACUGGAAGAGGGUGGAAAUGUUGUCUGGCAUUUAAUAAUUUUUUCCUUUUUUAAACAUACUGGUAGGUGGCCCUCCAAAUAUCCUGUCGAUCAACUUAAGAGUGUUGUAAAUAUCUGAAAAUCCCAUUUGGAAGUGUUUGAUGAAUUUGCUAGAUAUGGUUACCAUCUAA